AUGACUCAAAACAUGACAUUUGAUGAUACAAUUGCUUUUACAUGGUAUAGUUUGUUUAAUUGUGUUUAUGACAAAUAUUAUGCACCACACGCAAGUUCGAUGGUUAAUUUAGUUUCUGAAUCAUUUAACAAACACAUCGAAACUUCUGUUUUGUGGGCUGUUUUGUUUAUUGUCGCUUCUAUUAUUACUUAUGUUUUUAUUAUUGUUAGAUUAGUAACAAUCAAGAAUGAUGUUUCUUGGAUGAUUUCUACUUUGAUGUUAUGCAAACCUGAUGUUUUAUUGGCUUCUAAAGCAAUUUGUUCCAUUUUGCAAUCAGAAUUCAAAGAAGUUAAAUCGAAAUCUUCUUUGGCAAAUGAUGAAGAAUUCCAUAAAGAACUCGUGAAUUUGUUCAUCGAUUCUGUUAUUUUCAUUAAUCCUAACUUGACAAUAACAGCUGCAAACCCUGCAACAAAAAGAAUUUUCGACAGCGAAGGAGACAUCGUUGGCAAGCAAAUUACUGAUGUAAUAAAUGGCGAAGAAGGUUCAGACAGUGCCAAGUUCAUUCAAGCACUUUACGAUGGUGUUUCAGGACAUUCCGGAUUGAAGAUAAACAGAACAGUUGAAAUAAUGAGAAGCGAUGGAACACAAGUAUAUAUUAACUUGAAUGUCACUGCAUUUUCAAGGAAAGGAGCUGUUCAGUCAUUGGCUGAUGCAGGUGGAAAUCUGAAGAGUUUGUCAAUUGUUUGUAGAGAUAUCUCUCAGCAAGUAAGAUCAGAUAACUUGCUCAAAGCGGAGAGACAAAGAAGUGAUGCACUUUUAAGACAUAUUUUACCACCUCCGAUUGUCGAUUCAUUGCAAUCCGGUGAAAAAGAUGUCAGUUUCGCUGUUUCAAGUGCAUCAAUCUGCUUCAUGGAUAUUGUUAGUUUCACACCAUGGUGUGGUGCAAAUACUACACAAACGGUUUGUUCGACAUUGAACAAAUUGUUCAAAUAUUUCGAUAUGAAUUUGGCCCAGCAUAAAACAAUGACAAAAAUCAAAUGUAUAGGUGAUUGCUACAUGGGAGCAGGAGGUAUAUUUGAUAAUCCUAAUGACCCGAAGAAACAUGCUUGGGAUUUAGUUCAUUUCGGUUGCGAAGCAAUUAGAUCUGUUCGACAACUCGAUGAAGAACUCGGACAGCAAUUGCAAAUAAGAGUUGGCGUAAAUACAGGUGGUCCGAUUGUUGCUGGUGUUCUCGGUGUUGGAAGACCAACUUUCGAGAUUCUUGGUCCUGCAAUUAACAUGGCUCAACAAAUGGAACAUCAUGGCGUUCCUAUGAAGGUACAUAUUUCAAGGUCCGUUUACGAAAACAUUUAUGAAAGUGGUUUCGUAAUUCACGAGAGAGGUGAAGUUGAAGUUAAGAAUGGAAAGGUUACAACUUACCUUGUAGAUCCUGAUGAAAAUCCAGAUUAA
Messenger RNA from Trichomonas vaginalis G3, 1428 nucleotides. RefSeq names its product guanylate cyclase protein. The transcript has a single exon. The record is from RefSeq and is a predicted model, not a curated record. The coding region runs from base 1 to 1428 and encodes 475 amino acids. Lineage: Eukaryota; Parabasalia; Trichomonadida; Trichomonadidae. Gene Ontology annotation, molecular function: peptide receptor activity; guanylate cyclase activity. Gene Ontology annotation, biological process: intracellular signal transduction; receptor guanylyl cyclase signaling pathway; cGMP biosynthetic process.